Messenger RNA from Rhopilema esculentum, 969 nucleotides. Its product is annotated as proteasome subunit alpha type-5. NCBI's taxonomy places the organism in Eukaryota, Metazoa, Cnidaria, Scyphozoa, Rhizostomeae, Rhizostomatidae. Gene Ontology annotation, cellular component: proteasome core complex, alpha-subunit complex; proteasome core complex. The record is from RefSeq and is a predicted model, not a curated record. Gene Ontology annotation, biological process: proteasome-mediated ubiquitin-dependent protein catabolic process.
CUCCUUUUAAUUCGAUGUCUCAGAAUGAGACUGCAUUUCAAAGACUAUAAUUGGCAUUGGCCUGGCCUAAAUUGUGCUUUGAUUAUUAUUAGUGUGGGAACUAUCUUUAAAGACAAUAAAUUCACAAAAUGUUUCUAACACGUACAGAAUAUGACAAGAGUGUCAAUCUCUUUUCACCAGAAGGAAGACUGAUUCAAGUAGAAUAUGCCAUAGAAGCUAUUAAACUUGGCUCGACAGCCAUUGGGAUACAGACAUCUGAAGGUGUUGUUCUUGCUGUAGAAAAAAGAGUCACAUCCCCACUGAUUAUUCCAAGCAGCAUUGAGAAGAUAUAUGAAAUUGAUUCUAAAGUAGGCUGUGCAAUGAGUGGCUUAAUUGCAGAUUCGCGGACAAUGGUUGAUAAAGCUAGGGUAGAAUCUCAGAACCACUGGUUCACAUACAACGAGCCCAUGUCUGUUGAAAGUAUCACACAAUCAUUAUCAAACCUAGCUUUGUCAUUUGGUAAGAUGGACAUUUCAAAAGGAGGAAUGAGUCGUCCUUUUGGUGUCGCCUUGCUGAUUGGGGGCAUUGACGAGAAAGGGCCUCAGUUAUUUCAUCUGGACCCUUCAGGAACAUACCUACAAUAUGAAGCUAAAGCUAUAGGGUCGGCAUCGGAGGGUGCACAAUCGUCUCUUCAAGAGUUAUACCACAAGUCGAUGACCUUAGAUGAAGCCUGCACUACUGCGUUGUCUAUACUGAAGCAAGUUAUGGAGGAAAAAUUAAACUCAACAAACAUCGAGUUGUGCACCGUAACAGAGGCUGAGAAAUUCAAGAUGUUCACGAAGGACGAGAUCGAGACAGUCAUGAAAAAGAUCAAAUCGUGAUGGUUUUAUAUCGAAACUGGUCAGCUAUCAAACCUUUAAAUAGCCAUUACAAUAGAUCUUUUCAUAUUUCUUGUUAGAAUUUUAACGUUUAUCGAUACUGAAACAGUUA